AUGAUCUCCGGAGUUCCCCCUUCCCGGCCAGUGUCGGUCAAUUCGCCAGCCAGUGCGCUUGUUACAGUCCGAAGCGCAGGAGAAUCCAACGGCAGUGCAGGAAAUCUUUACCGAGAUAUUUAUGAAGACUGCGCCUCCAGCCCUAUCACUGCCAGUCAGGACCAAUCUCAUCUCCCCGCAAAAAUCUCCACAUCGACUAUCUCAGCCCUGGCACAGUCAGGAAUCCAAUUUGUGAACCUCCCAGUUGAGAUUCAUGAGAAUAUUCUGGAUCAUCUUCUUGGCAAAAGAGCCUCAGCUGGUGUUCAUACAUCAUAUGGUAAAUCCUCUGCUCAGAACUGGACCAAGGCUCUCCGUCAUCCGCGUCGAAAGGCCCUAUCCAACUUAGCCUUGACUUGCCGAAUGUGGACUGGACUUGUUCAAAGCCGCAUUUACCGCCAUAUCAGAAUUAAGGGCAGCAGAGCAGAAUUGGCCGACUGUGCACGGUGGUUCAACAAAAAUCAGCAUUUGAUUCCGUAUGUCUGCCACAUUGACAUUUGGGUUCCUAUCUGGGGAGAUCGGUCUCUAUGGCCUAACAUUCCUCGCUCGGAUGUGGAGCAAGAUGCUGCUCAAACAGCUGGACGUGUUGUACCAGUGCAGUUGACUCAUGGUCAUCAUCGGGGGGAAGACAUCCUUCGCUAUCACCGUGCAACCAACAACGCUACCUUGGAGGAAAUUUUUAGUCUUGUUCGGCGGUCUUUUCCCGCCGCGCGAGUCCUCACACUGGAGGGAGGCCACUGCAAGAACCCACCUAUGAUCCGACAUUUUCGUCAUGAUCACAGCAUAUACAGUAUGCAGGGUCUUGUCCACCGGCGCCUUCCUGUUCUGAAAAACAUACAAACAUUUGUCAUGCGAGGCGCCUGGAAUCUGAUGCGACAUUUUGACGACUGGCACAACAUUGAACGGGCAUUGCCAGCGUUGAGUGAAUGGCAUUGUGCUUGGACUCAACCACAUCUGAAUGCCUACUUUAUCAUGAUACACAUCCUGACCUACCCACCAGUUCGAAUCCGACACAUCAAUCUCAGUCUGGAGGGAUUUUACAACAACAAUAAUAGUUUGCUAACUGGGCUGACUGGACCUCGAAACUCACUUCCUCCGAUCUGCAGUCUGCUUGGUGAUACAGCUCCUCGUUUAGAGUCAUUUACCUACACUGGUCGAGUGUGUUGGUACUUCUUUGAGACAUUAAAGCAGCGGGCAAUGACAAUGGGCUCUUGUUCUCCGCUCAGAUCAAUGGAUAUUGUAGUCAAGGCAUGCUGUCAUGACCAGCGGGUGCAUACGUCGCAUCACUGGUCACAGGUGAGUCAGGGAUUAGGUGGAAUUACCAGCAUGGGAUUCAUUCGCGCAUUCGAAGCAAUGGUGAUCAAGGCAGUGGAGUGUCUCUCCGUACUCCCUGCCCUGGAGUACUUGAGGAUCCGUUUCAUCGACCUUGACUCAAGCUGUCCGCCUCUGAACCCUUAUUUUCAACUUCUGAACAACGAGUGCACAGGCCUGUGGAGUGAUGACAUCCUGGAAGCUUUGCGCAUCAACCGACCAUCGGCUUCAUUUGUCGAGCUUACUGAUGGGAUAUACGCGGAGUACGACGACCAGCAAAUUGUUGGCGCCUUGAUGCCCCGAGUUCGCCCCCUAGGUAUCCAAGUGAGUAUGUACAGCCUCAUUGCCGAUAACUCCAACCCUUACUAG
Penicillium coprophilum is the source of this 1716-nucleotide messenger RNA. RefSeq lists its product as uncharacterized. NCBI's taxonomy places the organism in Eukaryota, Fungi, Ascomycota, Eurotiomycetes, Eurotiales, Aspergillaceae. The record is from RefSeq and is a predicted model, not a curated record. The transcript has 2 exons. The coding region runs from base 1 to 1716 and encodes 571 amino acids.